ACGGUCCCGUCGUCUGUGCAUGGUGGCGACGCGACACGACGAGACGAGACGGGAGGGAUUCAUUGAUGCGAUGGAGCCGGCGACGGCGAGUAGGAUCGACCGGAAAUCGUCCAUAGAGAGCGAGCCCAGGACGCUGGGUGUCCAUCAGAUCCAAUUCGCGAGGGAAGCUGCGCAGUACGUGGUGAACACCAGGAGCAUAGAUGAAGCCUUCACCGUCUUCACCGCGGGAUUGAAGCCGGUGGUGACCGAGGGGACGGCGAAUGCCGACACGGCGAUGGAUCCGAACGAGGAGCAUUUCGGGCACGGAGAGAGUAAGUCGCAAUGUCCCGAACCCAGGAAUGUUCUAUCUGCUCCCUUUUAGAGUUGUCUGGCUAUCCUCGUUGUGCCCAUGGACUACUUCACAGUACGUUUUUGAUUGCGUGCUCUUUGUCCUUCUUGUAGAUCGAAACAUGUAACUUACAGUAACAGGUAUUAUGUA
Syzygium oleosum is the source of this 478-nucleotide messenger RNA. RefSeq lists its product as uncharacterized. The transcript has 3 exons. Bases 20 to 361 code for a protein of 113 amino acids. Lineage: Eukaryota; Viridiplantae; Streptophyta; Magnoliopsida; Myrtales; Myrtaceae. The record is from RefSeq and is a predicted model, not a curated record.